Molecule: messenger RNA, 3139 nt
Organism: Siniperca chuatsi (mandarin fish)
Lineage: Eukaryota; Metazoa; Chordata; Actinopteri; Centrarchiformes; Sinipercidae
Product: bactericidal permeability-increasing protein-like
Exons: 16
Coding region: 220-1641 (473 amino acids)
Molecular function (GO): lipid binding
Source: RefSeq, a predicted model, not a curated record
CAGUAAGUGAAUUAGAUGCCAUGUGCCUCCCUUCUGCUUUCACUCUGCCUUGUUGGUAGUCAGCCUAACACAUCAGAAACAGUCUGGUCCUGACAAACUGCUGCUUUAGCACUGACAGUCAGCUCACAAGCCUCCACUGAAGCAGGAACCCCCAACUCAAGACCGUGGUGGAAAGUACAUUUACUCUAGUGCUGUUAAGUAUAAUUUUGAGCAGUCAAUAUGUUCCUGUGCUGUUGGCUGGCUCUGGUGGCUUUAAUUUCUAUGACCUUAAGCACCAAUCCUGGGGUAAAGGUCAAACUAACAGAAAAAGGCCUUGACUAUGGCAGGCAACUGGGGAUGGCUUCAAUCCAGCAGAGACUCAAAACCAUCCAAGUCCCAGAUAUUUCAGGGACACAGAAGGUGUCUCCCAUUGGCACGGUCCAGUACAGCCUGUCAAAUAUGCAAAUAGUGGAUUGUGGAUUACCAAAAUCUUCGGUGGAUCUGGUGCCAGGGACGGGUGUCAGACUGCAAAUUGGUAAUGCCUUCAUUAGCCUGCAUGGAAACUGGAGGGUCAAAUACCUGAGAAUAAUAAAGGACAGUGGCUCUUUUGAUUUGAAUGUGAAUGGACUCACUAUCACUACAAGUAUUGACAUCAAGAGUGAUGAGACAGGCAGACCUGCAGUCAGUAGUAUCAACUGUGCGGCUAUUGUUGGCAGUGUGACCAUCAAAUUCCAUGGUGGAGCCAGCUGGCUGUAUAAUCUCUUCAAAAACUUCAUUGAUAAGGCUUUGCGAAAUGAACUGCAGAAACAGAUCUGCCCUCUGGUGGCUGAUGCAGUAUCUGAUUUGAACUCUCAGUUGAAAACUCUCAAUGUUGUAGCCCAAGUGGACCAGUAUGCAGAGAUUGAAUAUUCCAUGGUGUCAUCACCCACAGUUUCAAAAUCUUCCAUAGACUUGAGCUUGAAGGGUGAAUUUUACAACAUCGGGAAGCAUCAGGAGCCUCCAUUCUCCCCCGCAGCCUUUUCCCUGACGCCCGAGAUCAACAUGUUGUACAUCGGUGUGUCUGUCUUCACCACCAACUCUGCAGCCUUCGUCUACAACAAAGCCGGAGCCCUCAGCCUAUACAUCACUGAUGACAUGAUCCCACAAGGUUCUCCCAUUCGACUCAACACCAGAACGUUUGGAGCCUUCAUCCCACAGAUUGCCAAACAGUUCCCAGGUCUGAUGAUGAAACUGCUGGUGAAGACAGUGAAAAAUCCUGCCAUUACUUUUGAACCCAACAACGUGACAGUUCAAGCCACUAGCACAGUGACGGCCUACGCUAUCCAACCAAACACCACACUUUCCCCUCUCUUUGUCCUAAACUUGGAGACCAGUGUCAGUGCCCAAGUGUUUGUCAGUGGAAUAAGGCUGGCUGGAGCUGUCACCCUAAACAAAAUGGAUCUGACCCUGGGUACAAGCUAUGUGGGAGAGUUUCAGGUCAGACCCCUCAACAGCAUCCUCCAAAUGGUCCUCAAAGUGGUAGUGAUACCUAAAGUGAAUGUUCAACUUGCAAAGGGAUACCCACUUCCUACACUUGGAAAGAUGAAGCUUGUGAACACUCAGCUUCAGGUCCUGAAGGUCAGAGACUGGAUGUUUUCUAUAAAACUGCAUGCUUUUGAGUGAGCUGCAUUUAUUAUAUGACAGGGAUUUUAAUGAGGGCUAAGAACUUGGUAGAAACCAUCUUAAAAAUCUAGCUGAUUAACAGAAUUCCUAAUCUCAAAGCUGUUAUUAACUGUUGUUGCGGUGCUUUAUUUUCCUCUAGGACUAUAUGCUGAUUGGGACAGAUGUUCAGUUCACGGGUUGAAUGGCAUUUCUGAAAACUUCCAGGAUUCCCUUCUGCACUGGGGCAUGCCACCAUAAAGACACAAUAACAGCCAGAUUACUACCUGACAAAAUGAAUGAUACAAGUAUUACUUUUCCUACGAGCCUGAGAAAUGCAGAUCUCCAGUUUGCAUUUGGAUAUCACCUCAGAUUUUUAUAAUUUCUGUUUUUAUACUAUUUUUCUUUUAAAAUGUGAACUCAGACCAGGUUUUCUACAUACAAAAUGUAGAUGGAGGCAGUGAACUUUUACAACAGGGUUGAUGCAGUCUUGUCAUAACAGGACAGUUUGCAGGGUUUGCUUUUUGCCACCACAAUCAUCUUUUUGAAAUAACAUGCUCCUUCCAAAGCAGUUCACAGCACUUUCUGCUGCUGACUUUAGGCAAAUUUUUUCUCAAAGUUUCUGACUUUGUAGCUCACAGAGCAAUUCUACAAAUGUGCUGAUGCAUGACAUUUUUUUUUGGAGCUUGUAGAGUCCCAUAAAAAAUCCCAUAACAUCAAUCAAGUACCACUGCUUCAGACAAAACAAAUCAGCCACGGACGGUAUUAUGUAUUAAAACAAACUGUAUAAUAUACAUCAUCCGAACAGGUUUCAGUAUCUUCAGCAGUUCAAUAUAUACAUACAUAAAUAACACAUUGCAGUUUUCAUAGCUCAUCACAGCAGUCCAAUGUGACUAAGAUGAUCAAAAUUCCCAUACAUUCCCAACAGCCUCCAUGUGUCUUCAAAGUCAUUCAAGAGAAGAAGGCAGUGUGCUAGUUAUCUCAAAAACAUAAGAGUUUGUUUCCUGUGGUUUCAGUGUCAAUCAAGGGCAUGUUUCAUUCACAUGUUCAUCAAGCUGGUGCCUAGGCAGAGUCUCAGUGCUUCACUGUGCCUCUCAGGGAGCUGUGACUGAGGGCUCGGCCUCUCAGGCUCUGGGAGUUGGCCGACAAUAUCUAUAUUACAGACACAAAACAUCAAAAAAAUGAGUGAUUGAAUGAAUAAAUCUCUGAAAGUACCAGAUACUGCCUUAAGGUUCUUGAAUGUGGUGAUUGUUGAAAUUAUGUCCUCCUACCAGUGACUGGCAGGAGACUGUUUUUUCGUUCUAUAAUCUUUUACUUUGUGAUGGUUAGUGGUUACAGUUAGUCACAGCUACAUGAGUUUUAGAUCAUUUUAUUAAAAGGUGUGCCUAUAUGUGAAAACCUGCAAUGGAUUUCUCAUUUUAGGAUGAGUAUAGAGGCACUCUCAAACCUGAGAAACAUGUGUUUUAUCUCUGUCUUAAACUGAUGAAAAACUUAAAUAAAUGUACCCAAUAUUUGAAGUAUA